Magnolia sinica is the source of this 990-nucleotide messenger RNA. RefSeq lists its product as uncharacterized. The coding region runs from base 1 to 990 and encodes 329 amino acids. The record is from RefSeq and is a predicted model, not a curated record. The transcript has a single exon. NCBI's taxonomy places the organism in Eukaryota, Viridiplantae, Streptophyta, Magnoliopsida, Magnoliales, Magnoliaceae.
AUGCAAGGCGCUAGAGACAAGCCAUUUAUAGUAUCCUUGGACAAGAAUCUGCCUAUGACUCUGGCUGAGUUUAUCGCUUGGUUGGAUAAAUACGCGAAUGCCGAGGAAACACGGAUCAUGCAUGAAGCCGCCCAGAACACAAAAGCCCCAACCAAAGAGUCAGCCAAAAAAGAAGUUGACUCGGCCGGAGGGAAGAAGCGUAAGGACGAUCGAACGCGUGAUGAAUGCAAGUUGGGCAAGCGACCCGAUCGAAAGUUUUCAACGUAUACCCCUCUCAAUAAGCCUCAAGAGCAGGUUCUGAUGGAGAUCAAGGGAGAAGGAUUCAUCAACUGGCCAGAUAGGCUUCGAAGCAAUCCCAAUCGACGAAGCAAGAACAAGUAUUGUCACUAUCAUCGCGAUCAUGGGCACAACACAAGUGAUUACUAUCAUCUAAAGGAAGAGAUCGAAAGACUCAUCCGAGAAGGCCGUCUCGGAGAACACAUCGAGAGAACCGGGACAACGGAAGAACGUCUGGGAGACAACCAACCCACAAAAGAAAUACGAACCAUCGUCAGUGGUCCCCAAGGCGAGGACGACUCAAACAACGCUCGGAAAAAUUACGUCAGGAGCAUCAGUCAACCCGAGUCCAAGAUCCUGAUCUUAGCUCGACCUUUGAAGGAAAAGAAAAGAGAGAAGUAUUAUAUCUCGUUCGCUGAUGAAGAUGCUCGGGGCAUUCACUACCCCCAUGAUGAUGCAUUGGUCGUCACCCUCACUAUUGCAAACCGUAAGGUGUUUCGCAUCCUCGUCAACACAGGAUCGUUCGCAGACGUGUUGUUUACUCAAGCAUUCGACAAAAUAGGUGUUGAACGGUCGGCAUUACAACCGGUUCGUACCCUAUUGAUUGGAUUUUCAAGAGGACAAACAUUCCCAGAAGGAACCAUUUUGUUACCAUUAACUGCUGGAAACCCUCCACAUCAAGCAACGGUAAUGGUUGACUUUCUGAUAGUCUAA